AUUGAAAGAGAAAGGUCGAAGCACAACAGUCUGUUGCGAUGAAAACAAAGCGGCAUCUCUAUAUUUUGUGGAGUGUUUUAUCACUUGGUCUCCUCAGCUGUGCACUGGACACUUAUGAAUCUACAUUUUCGAGAAGGAAAGUUUUCAAACUGGGUACGCCAAAAUCCAAACCCAUUAAACUGUCAGCAGGCAGAAAAUCCUCCCAGAGGUUACCUGCCAGCACGUCUCCAUUGUCUCAACUCACUUCCCAAAGGCCCUACCCUCCUCUGGCACCUGUAACACCUCGAUCCAUGCGCCCAGGGAAGCCGCAGGCAAAGAUCCAGUCGGACUUUGCUUACCUCCCAGACGUUUCUGUGACCUGCUCCACGUCCGACUUCGUCGUGCGGGUCAAACCAUCUUUCUACGGUCUGGGCGCAGAUGCAGAGGAGCUGAAAUUAGGCAGCACCUGCAAAAGCAACGGGGUCCUCAGACCGUACGGAGACCUCCUCUUCACCUAUCCUCUGACAGCGUGCGAGUCCGUGCGUCAGUCGCCCCGCGGUUAUCUGAUCUACAAAUACAUGCUCCAUUAUGAGCCUUCCCCAAAGCGUUUCCCAAGCAGAGCGCACUGGAUCGAUGUUGAUAUUGAAUGCCGUUAUCAAAGGAACCAUCAUGUGUACCAACUGACUGUAAAGCCCACCUGGCAAACUGCUGUUGUGCGUAAAAGGCUGAAAGGAAGUCCAAAUGACUUUCAGAUCCAGUUGAUGGACGAUUCAUGGAGCAGACCAGCCAAGUCCAAGGUGUAUCCGCUUGGAAAGACUGUUAAUUUCCAGGUGUCUGCUCUCCAUCUCCCAACUGGUGUAAAACUGUACAUCAAUGGCUGCUAUGCUACACCCUCCAGUGGCUCUACAUCAUCCCUCAAAUACACCAUCAUUGACAACCUAGGCUGUAUGCUGGACAGCAAGAGAGAGCCAGGGGCCUCUCGGUUCAUCUCUCGGACAGACAAGACAAUGAGAUUCUCCUUAAAGGCUUUCCAGUUCACUUCUGACCCCGACACGGAGGUCAAUAUUCAUUGCAAAUUAUUUGGCACAUCUGAGGACCCGGGUCCUGCUCACAAAUCAUGCACAUACAGAGGGAACAGGUGGAAGGCUCUUACCGGUGACGACUCCAUAUGUGAAUGUUGUGAUUCACAGUGUGGGACAUCUAAAACCCGGAGGGCCAUGAUGGAAGGCUUUGCCAGCAGUCAGCCACUGCUGAUCUCUGAUGAGCCGUACACAGCAGAGGAUGGCUUUCUACCAAUCAGUCAUGAUGAGCUGCACAGUCAUGAUAACUUAUGGGGAACUGAGGAUGUCCUUAUGGAUUAUGAUGAUGAUGAUGAUGAUGAUGAAGAACAGCAAGGCCACACAGAAGAAGAAGAGGAGGAAGAAGAAGAAGAGGAAGAAGAGGAGGAAGACAAAAGUGGGAUUUUCCUUGGAGUGAUGACAGAACCCGAUUUAGAGGGGUUAGAUAUCAGGGAUAGGGUCUUAUUGGAGGAGGCGAACGAGUCUGAAAUGAAAGAUUCUAAUCAGUUUGAAGAGGAUGGGUCGGGGUUUAUAGUAAAAGAGGAUCUUUCUGAGAGUGAAGAGGAGGAGGGAUUUGAAGGAAGAGAAGAGGAGAUCUCUGUACAGCAGGCAAUCCAUUCGAAUCAGAAGGAAGGUGAAGUGUUGGUGCGAAUGUUAACAUCAGAAGUCAGCUUGCAGAGAGAGUUACAGCCACUGGUCUCUGAAGGUGAGGAAGAAAACAGGGAGCAGACAGGUAGAAAUGACAAAGAUGACAAAAUGGUGGAGUGGAAGAAUGGUGAUGAUGAUUUAGUCGAUGAUAGAGAGAUGACCUGGUAUUUCACAUGGAGGUAGUAUUAGUUUAAUGAAUAGUCAGUACUCAGUACUCUGCUUAUAGACUGUUGUAACUCUCUACAGAAGGAUAUUCUGACUCAUUUCAAUAAAACCAUGAAAA
Messenger RNA from Dicentrarchus labrax (European seabass), 1968 nucleotides. RefSeq lists its product as uncharacterized. The coding region runs from base 39 to 1868 and encodes 609 amino acids. Lineage: Eukaryota; Metazoa; Chordata; Actinopteri; Moronidae. Gene Ontology annotation, biological process: positive regulation of acrosome reaction; binding of sperm to zona pellucida; egg coat formation. Gene Ontology annotation, cellular component: extracellular matrix. The transcript is spliced from 9 exons. The record is from RefSeq and is a predicted model, not a curated record. Gene Ontology annotation, molecular function: acrosin binding.